GUGAACGUCACUGAAACUCCGGAGGUUGGCCCCUGAGAAAUGAAGUACGGCUGCGCGAUGCUGAAAACGGAACAGGCAAAAUCGGGCUGUAGAUGCCAGCGGAGUUCGGUUAGCGAUGUCUGGAGUUAAUGAUGGUUUGGUCCCACCAACAAGUCAGCAAGUACUGGACAGAGAGGUCGUUUUGGAACUGGAGGUGACAUCUAGAACGUGAAUCAACAUGGGUUUGAAGCUUUUAGCUUGCCUGUUCAACUUCCCCGUUGGAGUAGUUUAUGGAUCCUUGUCUCUCUUUAUUUCAAUUUUGCAUAAUGUGUUUCUUCUCUACUAUGUGGACACCUUUGUGUCUAUAUAUAAAAUUGAUAAACUUUCCUUUUGGAUUGGAGAGACUGUUUUUCUGAUCUGGAACAGCCUCAACGAUCCUCUGUUUGGCUGGUUGAGUGACAGAGCUUUUCUUAGCACCCAGCAGUCUGGAAUAGCAAUCUCCACUCCAGAAGUUGUUUCAAAGAGACUCAAAGCUCUAAGACGCAAUGGUCCAUUAUUUGCCUUGUCAUUUCUGGCUUUUUGGAUUGCCUGGGCCAACCCAGGCUUACAAUUCCUUAUCUGUCUCUGCCUAUAUGACAGCUUCCUUACUGUGGUGGAUCUAAACCAGAAUGCUUUGCUUGCUGAUCUCGCUGUGUCUGCAAAGGAUAGAACUGACCUCAACUUCUACUCUUCACUCUUCAGUGCCAUUGGCUCUCUCUCAGUUUUUAUGUCCUAUGCUGUGUGGAACAAAGAGGACUUCUUCUCCUUCAGGGUAUUCUGCGUGGCUCUGGCUUUCUGCUCAGCACUUGGGUUUACCUUGGCCACGUGGCUACUGAGGCAGCGGCUUCAGACAGAUGGACAUGUGAAAUGGGAUGAAAACGAAGUGUUAAAAGAAUUAUACAUUGAUCAUCCUUCUAGAAAUCAAAAUAAAAGAAUCACAUUGGCUGAGUACCUCAAACAGCUUUCCAGACAUCAAAAUUUUCUAUGGUUUGUCUCCAUGAAUUUAAUGCAGGUUUUUCAUUGCCACUUUAACAGCAACUUCUUCCCUCUGUUCCUGGAGCAUUUGCUGUCUGACCGCAUCUCCCUUUCAAUGGGAUCAUUUCUUCUAGGUGUUUCCUAUGUGGCUCCUCACCUCAACAACCUCUACUUCCUCUCUCUCUGCCGGAGGUGGGGCGUGUAUGCUGUGGUGCGAGGGCUUUUUUUCCUGAAACUAUUGCUCAGUAUAAUAAUGCUCCUUGCUGGACCAGAUUGGAUCUACUUGCUCUGUUUCUUCAUAGCCAGUAACCGUGUGUUUACUGAAGGGACUUGCAAAUUGCUGAACCUGGUAGUGUCUGACUUGGUGGACGAAGACUUGGUGCUAAAUCGGAGGCAGCAGGCUGCCUCAGCCCUCUUAUUUGGCAUGGUGGCCUUGGUAACCAAACCAGGCCAAACCUUUGCCCCCUUAAUAGGCACCUGGCUGCUUUCUGCUUACACCGGUUAUGACAUUUUUCAACGGGAUCCCUUGAGCAGUAUUGUGAGUGCCCAGCCAAGGUUGGCUUCCAGUGUAGCCUGGAAACCUACACUACGCCAGGGCUGCUUCUACCUCCUCGUCUUUGUCCCCAUGACCUGUGCUUUACUACAGCUUCUCACCUGGUCACAAUUCAGCUUGCACGGCAGACGCCUUCAGACGGUGAAAUCUCAACGUCAAGCUUUUACAGAGAAUCACUCUCGAGAAAUCAAGACUAUUUAAUUGAGAGUGAAGAUAACAGUGAGCAGCAUCUUCCCACUGUCGAUGACUGCAUGACCUUUUUAAAAAGGAAAAAGUGGGAAUAAACAGGAAUUUGUUACAUCUUCAGAUCAGCAUUGGCUAGUGGAAAAUAAAUGGAAGCUUUUGAAUUAUCUUGACAUUUUUUGUGAGACUGUCCAGGGUCCAGUCAGUCUUGUAGAAUUCAUAGAGGUUUGAAAGUUUGUAUCUUCUGUAUCCAAGGUUGUCCAGAAAAAGUGAUUGCCUUGUAUUUUUAAAAAUAUUUUAUCAAUUACUUGCUGUUCAUACUGAUACUAAUUCAUUUCCAGGUUUGGGAGCUAAACAAUCAGAUUACAAAUAGUCAUAUUAAUGAAGAAGGGAUAGAGUUGAGUAAAUUGGCAACCUUCUGGUCUUUGUAUCACAACCCCCAUAUACUGUUUAAAGACAUCUUUGCCACAGGUGAUAGAUAAGGUUUAAGUAUUCCCUUAUCUCUGUUCUUUUUUGCAUUGGAUUGGUGGUCAAGCUUGAUUUUUGCCAAAUACAGUUAAAAUAAUUGUAACUUAAUGAUUUCUCACAGUGGGCAAUAGAGCACUUAGAUUCUGUAAAAUAACUUCUCUGAUAUUGAAUCUGGUCACGUAUUUCCAAUGUUCAUCCUUUUCAAGAGAAUGAAUGUACUUUAUUCCCACUCGUAAUUCAAGAUAGAAAUUUGUUUUUAAAAGUAGAGUACUAAAGGCAGAUGUAGCUGUCAGAAAUUAAAAACGUGUAUUUUCAAUCUUUAAUCCUAAUGGUUAUGCUGAAAAUCCACUUUCUCCUGUUCUACUGAAGGGGGAAUAAGGACUAGGGGUCUGUGCAUUUCCACUGAACCAGUGCCAAGUAUUGGUUUGUUCAUGGAUGACUGACAACAUUUCUGCUUUUCUGAGACUGCCCCUUGCUAAAAAAGCUGCCACUAACUGAGCAGAACUGGCCAUGAAAUCAUUUUUAUGCAGAAAUACUGAUCACAGGAAAUGGCCUAAAAAUUGCCUAACAUAAAUAUUCUUGAUUUUCCCAAAUGUUUUGGGCUACAUUUCCUGUCGGGACCAAAUCAUAUCCCCCUUUGCGUGUGCCAAGUAUCACUUUGUUUAGACAGUAGCCUUAGCUGCUGCAACUGCCAUUUUGCCUUCAAAGACCAGGAUGAUGAAAUGUUUACAGCUUUUGUAUUGUUGGAUGGCUUCAGUGUAAUUUAUUGCUGUCAGUUUAUAUACUGAUUACAUUGAUUUUCAUUUCAUUAAAUGUCCUUUUAAAAAUU
Molecule: messenger RNA, 3026 nt
Organism: Ahaetulla prasina
Lineage: Eukaryota; Metazoa; Chordata; Lepidosauria; Squamata; Colubridae
Gene: SLC68A1
Product: major facilitator superfamily domain containing 13A
Exons: 9
Coding region: 218-1747 (509 amino acids)
Source: RefSeq, a predicted model, not a curated record